This is a messenger RNA of Copidosoma floridanum, 3122 nucleotides long. RefSeq names its product phosphatase and tensin-like protein (gene Pten). The record is from RefSeq and is a predicted model, not a curated record. Lineage: Eukaryota; Metazoa; Arthropoda; Insecta; Hymenoptera; Encyrtidae. Gene Ontology annotation, biological process: regulation of phosphatidylinositol 3-kinase/protein kinase B signal transduction; protein dephosphorylation; cell motility. Gene Ontology annotation, cellular component: cell projection; nucleus; plasma membrane. Gene Ontology annotation, molecular function: phosphatidylinositol-3,4,5-trisphosphate 3-phosphatase activity; protein tyrosine phosphatase activity.
CGGUACCGAACGCGUAUAGGUACACAUACGUGAAAUCCUGCCGCUGGACGGCUGGGCACAAGUUAGCUUCGCUAGUUUCACGAAGCUGCACGCAUAAAAUAUAAAAGUGUCGAAGAAGGUUCGGCUCCGAGUGUCACCUUUGCCCAGCAGCUGACGACGACGCCGACGAUGAGAAACAUCAAAGCAUCUUCAGCUACCAACACCAGCAGCAGCAGCCGCCACAGUUUCGCCGCCCGUACAGUUUAAUUGCUGUUGUAUUGGAAAAAAAGGAGCAGUGCGCGAUAAAUACACAUACUUAAUGUGUGGAAGUGUAACCUGGGCCGCCGACGACGACGACGACGACGACGGUGUCACACAGCGACGAAGAGGAGCUGGUGGCGGAGGAGGCAUCUUAGCGCUCCGAAAAUCCAAACUCUGUCCACAUCUAUAGGAGGUUGCAGAUUUGUGUGCAUCAUGGUGCGUGAAGCGUCGAGUUGAAGAAACACAAUACUCCGAUUUAGAUUAAGUGUGUUGUACAAGUAGUUAUCAGAAAAAAAGGAUGAAAAGUAAAAACAGUUAUAUUCAAGUGCAUUUGUAGACGACAACUACAAGUGUGUGAUAUUUAGAAUUUUAAUAAAAAAUGCUCAUUGUUUAAUAUUUUUUUUUUUUUCUGACUGAUUUAUACAUGUUAAAAUCACGCGCUCUACUUCUGGUAUUAUAAUGUCUGUGAUUAUUACAUAGUGAAGUAGCUUACCAAUUUGGAUUUGUAAACUUUUUGAGGGAAUCAUUGUCAAGACAAUGUGGGCAAAAAAUCAAGAUUAAUGUGCUAUGAAUGCAAGUCAAGCUUGUCAUUGCAUUUUUGUGCUUCCACAAGUGAAAAAGAAAAAAAAAUGAAAUCAUGUUACAGCCGUUAUUAGCAUCUGAGUUUUUAUGUUUUACACCAUACUUUUUUUAUUUUUAUGAGUACCUAAAACACGAAUAUUUGUUAAACAGUGCAAGUGAUUGUGGAGUUUUGAAUGAAUAGUGUCCUAAUAGCACAAUAUGCUUUAGGAAAAUAAAUUUCAUUAGUCUCUCAUGGAAUGGACAAUACACAGAACUUAUGUUCUGCGAAUUGAUGGGUGUAUGCUUUUCCUGUAGGAAACAAUCAAGUAACAGGUUGAAUAAUAAGAUCUCUGAACAAAUAUCUGCAACUGUAACUCCUUUCCAUGUUUGUGUGGAAGAACCAAGAGGACCAGACUUGGGCUUGUGUGACACUCCAGCUCUCAGAUCAAGGAGUGAAACUGGACCCAGAAAAAGGAGAAGCAGAGAAGAUUCUGAGGAGGAGAGGGAAGAGGAGGAAGAGACUGGAGCAGAGUUACUUCAGUCUGGAACAAAUGAGUUGAAGCAAAACCAAGCAAGCAUGGCCAAUACAAUCAGCAACAUGAAAAUAACCAACCCCAUAAAGGGGCUAGUCAGUAAGCACAGGAAACGUUUUACUGCAGAUGGCUUUGAUCUUGAUCUCACAUAUAUAAAAGAAAACUUAAUUGCUAUGGGGUUUCCAGCUGAAAAACUGGAAAGUGUGUAUAGAAAUCAUAUAGAUGAUGUGGUCAAACUUUUAGAAUUCAAGCAUAAAAAUCAUUACAAACUAUACAAUCUCUGUUCCGAAAGAUCGUAUGACAGUAAAAAAUUCCAACAUAGAGUAGCAACAUAUGCUUUUGAUGAUCACAAUCCACCUUCAAUGGAAAUGAUCAAACCUUUCUGUGAGGACGUACAUAAAUGGCUUAUGGAAAAUGAAAAAAACGUCGCUGCUGUUCACUGCAAGGCUGGUAAAGGUAGAACUGGAGUAAUGGUAAGCUGUUAUCUCCUUCACAGUAAACAAUGUGAAACAGCUACUGAGGCCCUCAAUUUUUAUGGAACAAAAAGAACAACUGACAGAAAAGGCGUUACAAUACCAUCGCAGAGGAGGUAUGUGAAUUACUAUGCUACUCUUGUCCAGGAUGGUCUUAACUAUCAACCAGUAACUUUGAUUUUGCGGGAAAUCAAACUAGAUCCGGUACCUAUUUUGAAUGGAGGUCAGGGAUACCGCUUUGUGAUAUUUGAGGCUAAAAAGAAAAUAUUUAGUUCUGACACAUACGAGGUCCGAAAAGGUACCAGUACUCUUUCUAUACCUUUGCGGCAGAGUGUUUCCAUCAAAGGUGAUAUAAGAGUAGAUUUUUACACAACACCAAAAGUAAAGCGGAAAGAAAAAAUAUUUCACUUUUGGUUCAAUACAUUUUUUGUCUCCGAACACGUGACGUCUGAACAUGAUAAUGGAGGACCAAUUGAACGAACAGCAAGAGCAUUGAGCUGCGAUGGGACGGCCAUGGAGUUACCAAUGGUUCAUGCCAAACCAAGAACAGGAUCAUUAGCUAGUUUAGAUACUUUGCCACAAUUAGUUUUAACCAUUGACAAAUGGGGUUUAGAUUGUGCCCAUAAAGACAAAAAUCACAAGAUUUUCAGUCCUGACUUUAAGGUUAGUUUAUAUAUGAAUAGAGUAGGCAACAACGUAUUGCCAGCUGUUGCAGCACCAAUAGGACGAACCAGUGAGGACCUACCAAUUGGUCUAGGUGGUCAGGAAACGCCAAGUGAAUCGAGCGAAGGUGAAAGCAGUGAAUGUGACACUACAGGAGACGAAGAUGGUUGGGAGUCGGGAGAAUCCACGUACUUGUGACUUUGAGAUCAGCAAUUGAUGUGCUCUUCCUAGAUGGUCACCUUCUUCUUCAGUUAAUCAUCUUCAAAUCGCAGCAUCCGUACAUACCAAGUAGCAAGUGCGUAAGCAAAGGCAGAAACGCACAAUCUAUGCGUGCAGUGGUUCUGUGUCGUCACGCCAUUCUGCUUGAUGUUGAUGGUUACAAAUUGACUUAUGCUUCCUGAAAUUCUGCAUGCCGUACAUAUCGUUGAACCUGCCCUCUCCCUUUCUUUUGUGAUAAACAUUGGUACAUUACAGGAUACAGUCGAACGAGUUUGUUUCGAUUUACUCAAAUCAAUGUUUGCCUUGUCUACAUUUUUUUUUUUUUUUUUAUGAUUGAUAUUUUUGCAUAAUAUCGUUGCAAAGUGUCUCGUAACUAUUGAAUGAUAUUAAAUUUCAUUGAACAUUAAUUUUACACCAUGUAUUGGAUUAGACG